AUGGUUUUUACUAUAAUUAUUCGAUUUCUAGGAAGGAUAGAAAAGGAAGAAAUCACUAAUAUACUAGGUUCUCGAGGAUUGAAAAUACAUGAAAUUGAACCCGAUGGUGAUUGCUUAUAUAAUGCUGUUGCUCAUCAGUUGUCUUCAUCUAAUAAAAAGGUCACAGGUGAAGCGUUGCGACAAAAAGCUGCCAAUUAUAUCCGAGGGAAUAGGGAUGAAUUUUUACCGUUUUUAAGUGAUGAAAAUGGAGAUCCAAUUGAUACGUUUAGUUUUGACGAAUAUUGUGAAAAAAUCAAGAAGAGCUGUAAAGACGGUGGCCAGUGGGGAGGUGAACCUGAGUUGCGGGCUUUGUCAUGUGCACUUGAGAGACGUAUUGAAGUUAUUCAGCCUAAUGGAAGAAGUGCAGUUUUUGGUGAUUUUGAACAUACGAAACCUUUAAUAAUAACUUAUCAUCGUUUUGCUUAUUCACUUGGUGAACAUUAUAAUUCAACAGUCGAUUCAUUAAAACACUCAUAUUAA
This is a messenger RNA of Dracunculus medinensis (Guinea worm), 519 nucleotides long. Lineage: Eukaryota; Metazoa; Nematoda; Chromadorea; Rhabditida; Dracunculidae. The record is from the annotation of a GenBank genome assembly.